CCUAAAUGGCUAAAACAAUGUGAUGAACGGCAACGCUGAGGAAGUGAGGUUCAGCUUCACCAAUCACCAUUCUCAUCGUUCAUCAAGGUUCAGAUUUCAGAGAGAAGGAGAGAACGCCAUCACCCAUCACGAUCUCACCGGCGCACACGGGCACACGGCAGUGAGCUCCGUCACCACUCGAGUCGGCGUCGCUGUCUGUCUCCCACUCUCCCACUCUCCGUCACCACUCGACUUCGCGUUGAAGCCUGAAGGUUCCUUUCGAGCUCUGAGAGAAAGCCUUCGAGUUCCAGGCCUGUAUUUGGGAUUACUUCAAUUUAAACAAACAUUCGGUGCUAGCUGUGUCAGACCAGACAACGUCUCAACCUCACCGCUGCGAUCCUUUUCUUGUCGUCGGCUGGUCGGCAUCAUGGGAGACCCAGGUAGUGUUAGUUUAGGGGAUUGGGUGGAAGCUAAAUAUGAGUCGAGAGAAAAUCCAUACCGCUGGUGGGCAUUCAUCAAAGUUGAGUUUAUAGCAAUAUUUAGGUCUAUUUUUGAAGAGUUGAAAAGGUUGCAUCUACGGGACGGUUUCCAUGGAAGGUUAAGCAUGUCGCGCAUCAAAGUCCAAUCACUUGGCCAUGGACAAUUUCAUGUUCAGCUGACUCUUCCUCAAAUCCAGCGUAGAAUGGGAAUGGAAAGAAUGCAACUAGAGGAUCUCAAAUCGCUGAGGACGAUCAUCUUUGAAGUGGUACACUGGGGUCAUCAGGGGAUGAGUUGUGAGGUUCAAGACCAGUGUAUAGCUCAACUUGACUUCGCCAUACAACAGCGUAGCCGCACCAAGUUAAUAAGCAAAUGGGCACUAGAUCCUGUGUUGCUUUGGGACACCAGCAGAAAGAUUCAGUUUCUCCAGACUGUUUACUGGCUCUUCUUCCGAAAUAGGAGCAUUCCUGGCGAGAUUAGUAUACACUUCAACUUGUUUCCUUCAUGUAGUUUCCAAGACAACCUGAGUGCAGAGAUGAAGGUUGUUUAUUAUCACGAGGCAUUAUGCGAUUUUAUCGGAACUGCUUGA
Messenger RNA from Arachis duranensis, 1045 nucleotides. RefSeq lists its product as uncharacterized. The transcript has 5 exons. The coding region runs from base 23 to 1045 and encodes 340 amino acids. Lineage: Eukaryota; Viridiplantae; Streptophyta; Magnoliopsida; Fabales; Fabaceae. The record is from RefSeq and is a predicted model, not a curated record.